GCCAGGGCCGGGCGGCGCCGACGCACUUGGCGGGAGAUAGGAAAGUGGUUCAGUGCGCUCCCUAGGCAGCUGCAGUUCUGGAAACGUGCGACAAAACCUGCAGACACGCUGACGCCUCAGAGCACCGCCUGGGGCCCGGAGUGGCCGGAGCAGCCUGAGUCCUGACCCCGGCCCGGCUCCCGCUCCGGGCUCGGCCGGCGGGCGUAAGGGCGCGGCGGGGUUCGGGCCGGGGGGAUGUCUCGGCGGACGCGCUGGUGCCUUUAAAAUACCCAGUGCCGGGGACUGGAGCAAUGCCUCAGCGUGAGGAGCUGGAUGAGUUACACUACCACGACCCCGACUCGGACCUCCUGGAGCAGAGAGACAACAAGUGUAAGGUCAAAUGGACCCACGAGGAGGACGAGCAGUUGAGGGCCCUGGUGAGGCAGUUUGGACAGCAAGAUUGGAAGUUCCUGGCCAGUCACUUUCCUAACCGCACAGACCAGCAAUGCCAGUACCGGUGGCUGAGAGUUUUGAAUCCAGACCUUGUUAAGGGACCAUGGACCAAAGAGGAAGAUCAGAAGGUCAUUGAGCUGGUCAAGAAGUACGGCACCAAACAGUGGACGCUGAUCGCCAAGCACCUAAAGGGCCGGCUGGGGAAGCAGUGCCGUGAGCGCUGGCACAACCACCUUAACCCCGAGGUGAAGAAGUCCUGCUGGACUGAGGAGGAAGAUCGAAUAAUUUGCGAGGCCCAUAAAGUGCUGGGUAACCGCUGGGCUGAGAUCGCCAAGAUGCUGCCCGGGAGGACAGACAAUGCUGUGAAGAAUCACUGGAACUCCACCAUCAAAAGGAAAGUAGACACGGGAGGUUUCCUAAACGAGUCCAGAGACUGCAAGCCUGUGUACUUGCUUGUGGAGCUUGAAGACAAGGACCACCACCAGAGCGUCCAGCCCGUGGAAGGCCAGGGAAGUCUCGUGAGCAGCUGGCCGCCGGCGUCCUCUGUCGUGAAGGAGGAGGAGAACAGCGAGGAGGAGGCUGCCGUAGCUGCUACCUGUGCUAGGGAGCAUGGGCGCGAGGCUUUCCCCGCUUACCUGGGAGAAGUGCGCACUCCAGAGCCCCCGGAAUCCCUCAAGCGUGAAUACCAGGAGGAGUCCUCCCCAGAAACGAGUCUGCCCUACAAAUGGGUGGUAGAGGCCGCAAACCUCCUCAUCCCGGCUGUGGGGUCCAGCCUCUCUGAAGCCCUGGACCUGAUCGAGUCGGACCCUGACGCCUGGUGUGACCUGAGUAAAUUUGAUCUUCCUGAAGAACCAUCUGCAGAGGGCAGUGUCAACAGCAGCCCAGUGCAGCCCCAGACAUCACAGCAGCAGCAGCAGCAGCAGCAGGCACUGCCCUCCCACCAGGCCGCCACACCAGGGCCCAGUGUGACUGAGUAUCGCCUUGAUGGCCACACUAUUUCAGACCUGAGCCGGAGCAGCCGGGGAGAGCUGAUCCCCAUCUCCCCUAGCACUGAGUUUGGGGGCUCAGGCAUUGGCACACCGCCUUCAGUGCUCAAGCGACAGAAGAAACGGCGUGUGGCCCUGUCGCCUGUCACAGAGAACAGUGCCAGCCUGUCCUUCCUGGACUCCUGUAACAGCCUUACCCCGAAGAGCACACCUGUCAAAGCCCUCCCCUUCUCUCCUUCCCAGUUUCUGAACUUCUGGAACAAGCAGGAUACCCUGGAGCUGGAGAGCCCCUCACUAACGUCCACCCCAGUGUGCAGCCAAAAGGUGGUCGUCACCACACCCCUGCACAGGGAUAAGACGCCCCUGCACCAGAAAUACCCAUCGUUUGUAACCCCAGAUCAGAAGUACUCCAUGGACAACACUCCCCACACGCCAACCCCGUUCAAGAAUGCCCUGGAGCAGUACGGACCCCUGAAGCCCCUGCCCCAGACUCCACACCUGGAGGAGGACUUGAAGGAAGUGCUCCGUUCAGAGGCUGGCAUAGAGCUCAUCAUUGAGGAUGACAUGAGGCCCGAGAAGCAGAAGAGAAAGCCUGGGCUGCGGCGCAGUCCUAUCAAGAAGGUCCGGAAGUCUCUGGCUCUAGACAUUGUGGAUGAAGAUGGGAAGCUGAUGUCGUCGAACUUCCCCAAAACUCUGUCCUUGCCAACCAGCAUGCCCUCCAGCUCCCCCGGCUUAGCCUUGCCAGGUAUCAAAGAAGAUAACAGCCUGCUCAACCAGGGUUUCCUACAGGCCAAACCCGAGAAGGCGGUGGCCGCCCAGAAGACCCAGAGCCACAUUCCAGCCCCUGCCCCUAUGACCCGUGCCUGGAAGACAGUGGCCUGUGGGGGCACCAAAGACCAGCUCUUCAUGCAAGAGAAAGCCCGGCAGCUCCUGGGCCGCCUGAAGGCCAGCCACACAUCUCGGACCCUCAUUCUGUCCUGAGGGCCUGGAGGGCCCAAGCCAGCUCUUAUGUUUACAGGGGUGGGGGUGGGGGUGUUGAAAUCACAUUUAACUGACCAGCUUCAGGAAGUCUUCUGCCAGCUCCUCAAGAUUACUCAGGUGGCAGAAGUCACGUGGCAUAUCCCUUCCCUGGGUCUAGCUUUGGGAAGUUCUUGGUGCUAAUAGAACAAAGUCCCACUCCUGGGCCUGCCUGUCCUCCACUCGAUGCCACAAGGAGCCCUGUCAGGGUCUCCCAGGCUCUCUUCCAGCCUGGCCUCCUCUCCACCUCCUGCUUAGGAUGGGGGUGUGGCUAGGGGUGCUCCUCUCAUCUCCUGUUGGUACACUGUCUCCACAAUAAAAUGCCAUUCUCCCCUUGCA
Molecule: messenger RNA, 2774 nt
Organism: Apodemus sylvaticus (European woodmouse)
Lineage: Eukaryota; Metazoa; Chordata; Mammalia; Rodentia; Muridae
Gene: Mybl2
Product: MYB proto-oncogene like 2
Exons: 15
Coding region: 291-2399 (702 amino acids)
Biological process (GO): regulation of DNA-templated transcription
Cellular component (GO): nucleus
Molecular function (GO): DNA-binding transcription factor activity, RNA polymerase II-specific; RNA polymerase II cis-regulatory region sequence-specific DNA binding
Source: RefSeq, a predicted model, not a curated record